AUGGAAAAUUUCCGCCAGUUGCAGUUCUGCAACGGCUGCAACGUGUGCGUUCUACCGUGGGAGCUGGCGGGUCAUUCGUGCGUACGGCAGAGAGUUUUGAACGGGCGGAACAAUCAUACGCUAGGUCAUAUGGGAUGCAGCUUUCAGGGAGUAACGGUGGUGGAAGAGUUUAUCACAGAGGAGGUGGAAGGGUGCUGGGUCAGGGAAAUGGACAGGGAUGAUAGACUGUGGAUCUUAUCGCAGUCGGGGAGGAGGAAGCAGGAGUUCGGACCCAAAGUGAAUUUUAAAAAGGAGGAAGUAAAGAUCGACCCCUCGGGUACAAUUUUCCCGUCCUGGUCCCAGGAGUUUCUUCAGCUGUGCUCUUCCUCCUCCUCGCUCCUUUCUGACUUCGAAGCGGUUGAGCUCGGGCUGUUGGAGUAUGAGCCGCUCCGAGGGUCAUGCAUAGCGCCGCACAUCGAUGACUCCUGGUAG
Molecule: messenger RNA, 471 nt
Organism: Guillardia theta CCMP2712
Lineage: Eukaryota; Cryptophyceae; Pyrenomonadales; Geminigeraceae
Exons: 8
Coding region: 1-471 (156 amino acids)
Biological process (GO): oxidative demethylation
Molecular function (GO): oxidoreductase activity; demethylase activity
Source: RefSeq, a predicted model, not a curated record